This is a messenger RNA of Anthostomella pinea, 1272 nucleotides long. NCBI's taxonomy places the organism in Eukaryota, Fungi, Ascomycota, Sordariomycetes, Xylariales, Xylariaceae. The record is from the annotation of a GenBank genome assembly.
AUGCCUCCUCCUGCUCCGUGGGCCGAACAAGUCGCCGCCCGCGGUGUCCUUGCACGAUACAAGGGCAAUCCCUCCUACGGCAAUUCCAUCGUCAAACCCCUCGUGAAUUGCUAUGAAGCGAAUCUCGCCAAUGACAAGGAGCUGAUCAAGCUGAUUGACAUCAUUGAGCAGUCUGAUCACCCCGCGCCAGGCUAUCCAAGCCUUCCAAUCCCCCAUACUUGGUACCAAGUCAGCCAAUUCUUCUUCGAAAUCAGGGCCAAUCCCGUCGCCAACCGCCACCCUAUCUUCGCUUCCUUGGUUCAGGCACUUGAAGAAAGUGUCAGAGCCGAGCUGGAGGCACGCCGCGAAUACCAGACGACCCAGCAGAGCCUGGAGACUAUACUAUCCAGACAAGGCCAGUUCCUCAAGACACUGCGCAAGGAUAUCGCGGAACUUCAAGCUUAUGCAAGGGCCCACGACGCCUGCAUGAAAGCCAAAGCAAUGGCGCCCAAAUACCCCAGGAACGAGGCCGACGAUCCUCGCGUCAUGACCGACCCCGCCAAGGAGGACAAGUCAAAGUGGAAGUCACGCACCGCCUUCGUCACCACCGGCGCCACGGCCAGCUUCAGAGCUCUUCUCGAAGAGGUCAUUACCCCCGAGUUCCUCAUGAUGCUGCAGGCCCUCGGCUACACCGACCUCGUCGUGCAGUGUGGCGGCGACCGCGACUACUUUGUGGAUCUUGUCAAGAAGCUGGGCUACGCAACGUACGGAAUCAAGAUCCGCUCGUUCGGCUUCACCUCCGAUAUCAAGACGUAUAUGCGCCAGGCUGCUCGCGGUGACUCCGACGCGAGAGGAAUGCGCGGCAUGGGAGUCAUCAUCACCCAUGCUGGUGGGUCUAUCCCUGGUCGUGCUGGUAGUAUCAUGGACGCCCUACACUUCGACACCAAGGUCAUUGCGGUCGCCAACCCCACGCUCAUGGACAACCAUCAGGAGGAAAUUGCCGAGGAGAUGCAACGCAAGGGAUACUGUAUUCACGCCAGGCUUGGCUGCGUCGCUACGGCUCUCAAGUACGUCGAUGGUCACUCCCCCAAGAACUGGCCUCCGCAGCCUCCCGCCGACUCUGCCUACCAGGACGGGCUCUGGGGCGCCAUCUCGGACAACAUGCCCCAAGGAGGCCAGGCGCAGCAGCCGGGUCCCCGACAGGGUCUCCAGCAGAUGCCUGAGGAGCGGGAGGAAGAUGAUGAGUCCAUGCAGAAGAAGAACCCUGAGCUGUCUGGUCUCCACGCCGAGUAG